Camponotus floridanus (Florida carpenter ant) is the source of this 3441-nucleotide messenger RNA. RefSeq names its product WD repeat-containing protein 63. NCBI's taxonomy places the organism in Eukaryota, Metazoa, Arthropoda, Insecta, Hymenoptera, Formicidae. The coding region runs from base 1 to 3441 and encodes 1146 amino acids. The record is from RefSeq and is a predicted model, not a curated record. Gene Ontology annotation, molecular function: dynein heavy chain binding; dynein light chain binding. Gene Ontology annotation, cellular component: inner dynein arm. Gene Ontology annotation, biological process: cilium movement involved in cell motility; inner dynein arm assembly. The transcript is spliced from 13 exons.
AUGAACGAAGAAAUACACACAGAAAAUGCGGAAGAAAUAUUGGCAGACGAAAAGAUCCAAGAGGAUGAUACGAAGCGAGAACACAGAUAUGAUGAUGAUUUUUUCGAAGUGGCACAAUCUUUCGUUUCGGAAGAGGAAGAACCUUGCGAGGAAAAAGAAUGGGAAGAAGUAGAAGACAAAUUAUCUAUUCAAGAUUGGGAGAAGGAGGCAAAGAAGAAAGUUCAUAUAGAAAUGGAUGAUCCGAUGAGAAGACGGACGACUAUCUACGAUCUCGCUUCCUCUGGGCCGUCAGUGAAUGACAUUUGGAAAUUUGACACGGCGCAGAUAGCCGCAGAACCGAAGAAGAAAAUUCGAUAUUCCGUGUCGAUGGGAAUGUCGGGAAUAGCGAGAAUCGAUUUGUCGCCGCUAACGCAGAAGAUCGUCGGCUGUGUCAUCGGCGAGAAUGUUACCACGGAAUAUCCAUGGGUAUACGUUAGGAAAGAUAUCAUCGAGGAUAAUAUAGAUCUGCAUUCCGAGAGCAGCGACUUCCUACCGGUAAAGGACGAGAUUCAAGAAUAUCCUGACGAACAGAUUCUCAUCGGCUACGCACCCUCCCUUUCCGAAGAGGGCCAAUUUUACAUUGUUCUCACCGAGGAAAGUAAAGAUGCAAUAAUGAGGGCUAUACAAACUCAAAAAGACGAUCACGAGAAUCGUGUGAGAUACGCAAUCUACAAGUCUCUUGGUAAAUGGGACGAUUUAGGAAGCGGUGCCGAGAUCGACGAGUGUAGCGUCAAAAAUACGAGACCGCUAUUCGAGAUUGAGGUGACGUCUACAACCGAUUUGCUGAACGUGUCGAUAAAUCUGACGGACAGGAAGGCGGACGAUCAGAGAGAUGGAUACAUCGAGUUGCUGCCGUACCGGCAAAUAUUCGAAAAUGUAUGGCGUAAAUUGGUAAGCAGGGCUACGCAAGUGAUGCCAAUCGUACAGCACAACGAGGCGCAAACGGCGCCAUCGAUACCCGUCAAUUCCUGGUACCAAUAUCAGUAUGAAUACGAGACAGUCGAUUUGUCUGCCUAUACUGAAGACAAGAUAGAGUCCUUGAAAGAUUUCCUGGAACGUUAUACCGACGAUAUGUGCAACCAAAUUUUAAUGAAUUCCACAUGGGAUAUAUAUGCAAACGAUUUUGCAAAUUUAGUACAUAAUGAGAAGGACACGCAGGCACCAGUACCGAUAGUUUACGAAGAACAUCAGAGCUACUAUGAUGGAAAAAUCAUCGCGGAUAAAGUUAUCAAUGAUUUCUGCUGGCAUCCGUUUUGGACCGGAACCGCGAUAGCUACUUACACGCAAUAUGCCAAGAGCGAGCAUCUGAUCGGGCCAAAAACUUAUGACGAGGUAUUUUUAGCUUGCGAACGCAAUAAUCGAAUAUUAAUAUGGUCCUUCACUGACUGUUUGUCGCCUAAAUUAAUUCUUGAAUGUUCACGAGAGGUAACGUCUAUUGCUGUCUGUCCUCUUGAUGGUAGCAUCAUCAUAGGCGGUUGUAAAAACGGUCAGAUCGCCAUCUGGCACAUUCCUGGUAAAAUUGAGCGGGUGGAAUCGGUGAUAGCUCAGACGGUUGCUCAAGUAAAGUACAGCAUCGCGAUGAAGAGUCUGAUGACGUGGAUGCACGAGACGACGGUAACAUCGCUGAUCAAUCCAGUGGCAUUGUCCUCGCUCAAGUAUAGCCAGAAGGCAAGCAUUACUCAGAUAAUAUGGAUGCCCUCAUAUCAUAAGAUUGAUAAAAACGGUCAAAUCUCGUCUUUGCCAGACGACGCGUCCUUCAACGAUCUGAGUUGUCAAUUCGUAACUGCCAGCGAGGAUGGCACAAUCGCCUUCUGGGAUCUUAAAUGGCGACCUUCAGAAAAGGAUAUUCGACAAGUUCGUAGCAAGCGAAAGAAAAAAACCCAACCAGAUAUCCAGAAAUCGAUGACGCAGCCUGAGUCGCCCUUUAAGAUUCUCGAUCGCAUCUUGAAACCCGAUUACAUCCUCGUGAUUCAAUAUCCGGAUGAGAGCCGGCAGCUCGUGAUAACAACGCUCAGCAUGUACAAUCCGAAGUUUCGCAAAGACCAAAUCGAACCAUUCUCAGCGAGGGACGACAUUACAAUUAGAAAGUACUAUAGACCCAUAAUCGAGAAGCCAGACUACAUCAUGGAGCCAAAGCUGCUCGUCGGAACCGUCGAAGGUGAUUUCGGUUGCAUAACAUGGAGUGGCUACGAAUUCGCCACCGAUGUUAGUGUGAAUCGGGAAACGGCACGAUGGCUCUGGAUAAAGAGGACACACGACGGGCCGGUGAUGCACUCGGUUAGAUCCAAUUAUUAUCAUCAAGUGGUGGUCACGAUAGGCGGCAAGAUUUUCGCUGUAUGGAGAGAUGAUUUCGGCGAGCCGCUCAUUUGGAAGAAGUCCAAUGUCAGAUACACGGCAUGUUCUUGGGGAAUUUUGCGGCCGACCAUUUUGAUUCUGGGAAGAAUGGAUGGAACCAUAGAAAUCUGGGACUUGGUGGUCAAGAGCCAUGAACCGAGUUUUGUGCAAAGUUUGUCCGGACGGAUAAUUACAGGCAUCUAUACGCACGAACUGCCCCUUGAACCGCAAUGUAUCGGUUUUUGCGAUUUCAACGGCUCCCUAAGAAUAUUUACGGCGCCGCGUGUCUUACUGACGUACGACGUGAGUGACGUCGAAUGGAUGAAAAAAUUCAUUGAUCGACAGGUUCAAAGGAUAAGCGAGUUUAAAGCGUGGCAGAAAACGUGGCGCGAAACAAAUCGUGAGGAUAUUGAGAUGAAAAAAAAAGAUAAAAUGGCAGAGGUGAAAAAACGUUUGGAGGCUGAGGAGCGGAUUAAAACUGAUACGAUCGAAACAGUUCGCGCAACUACUCCUACGAGAACCACACGCCGGAAACCCUGGCAUUUCGUCGAAGAAGCCAAGGAACGAUGGAUGUCAAUGGAGGUAAAGCGCAUGCAACGACUGAUCUUGGAGAAAAAAGGGCUGAGGAAGGACGUCCUCGAGAGACAACGUGCACCUCUUCUUAGAUUGCGACAGGAGGAGAGGACAAAGAAGCGCAAGAUACGUGAGAUCCUGAAUCUACAGGACAAGAUCUUUGAGGAAGCUGUCGUAUUCCUCUUUCCGGAGCAGGAGGAGCAGGAACGCAGAGAAACUUUGUUGCCUCCUUUGCCAGUCUCUACGACCGAUAGACGCUUAACGAUCGAGUUCAUUAAGAAGGAAACCGCUUUUCGAAAAAAACUACUAAUUAUUCUUUCUAUUGAAAAGGACGUUUUUGUCGACCCAGAGGAAGAAAUUAUAUACAAUUUUCUGGAAGUGCAAGCCGAAGCUCUGGUCAAAUUAAAGAGUAUGCCUUUCGAACGCACGUUCGACUGGCGCAAAGUACUCGCGCGAGGAAAGUCGAGGAGAAGAUCGAUGGACUCAAGAAGUUAA